Molecule: messenger RNA, 799 nt
Organism: Momordica charantia (bitter melon)
Lineage: Eukaryota; Viridiplantae; Streptophyta; Magnoliopsida; Cucurbitales; Cucurbitaceae
Source: RefSeq, a predicted model, not a curated record
AGAUGAUAUUUAGGGCUAUUGAAGCAUUGAAUAGUGACAAUGGCUCCAACAAAUCCACGAUAUCAAAGUACAUAGAAUCAACUUAUGGAAACUUGCCCACUGGGCACUCAUCUCUGCUCACACACCAUUUGAACAUGAUGAAAGCCAGUGGGGAACUUGUGUUUUGGAAGAACAACUACAUGAAAAGGGACCCCACGGCACCUCCCCGGCGGGGGCGUGGCAGGCCUCCAAAACCAAAGGUGCCUCUGCCGUCCAAUGUGGCAUCAUCCCCACCAAAGCCCAGAGGCCGCCCACCUAAGGACCCCAAUGCACCUCCACAGCCACCGAAGCCAGUGACGAUGAAGGUAUCUUCUGGGACUGGGAAACCAAGAGGACGACCGAGGAAAUUGGCUCGGCCAACGUCCAUCACAGCACCUCCAGCACCGAGCGGGAGGCCCAGAGGUCGGCCUCCCAAGGCGAAGGCUCCAUUGACUGAAGUUGGCGUUCAACAGUAGACUGUUGCAGUGCAGUGUUAAUUGGUAGUGCCUUGACUCUCUCUCUCUCUCUCUCUCUCUCUCUGUUGAUGUGUGAGCAGUUGUAGAUGUAGAACUAGUAUUAGUUUGUUGUGGGUGUGGGUGUGGGUGUGGGUGUAAUUCAUGUAAAAUGUGGUGUAGUGGCUUGUGAGGCUCUGUUGCUUUCCAAUUUACAAAGUGAACAUUGACCUGUGCUAAUCAUAAUCUCUCUUAGUGUUUCAAUCAUUUGUAUGUUGACAAGUCUUUGAGUUUCUUGACAACUAAAUAAAGCCCAAAUAGUUGUUUCA